AUGGUGGCCAAUAGAGCCAGGAAGCCGAAAACAGAUUACUGGAAGAUCCUGCCUUUCGUGUUUGCCAUUCAGAAGAUCAACCAGAAUCCCAGUCUCUUACCCAACAUCACCCUGGGCUACAGCAUCUAUGAGAACUAUUUUGAUGCAAGAAUGACUUCUGAAGCUUUAUUAGACCUGCUCUCUCCUGGGCAGGCCAAUAUUCCCAACUACAACUGUGGAAGACGGAGUCACCCAUUGGCUGUUCUGGAAGGAUCCAAUUCCCACAUUUCCAUCCAGAUUUCAACCAUGUUGGGCAUCUACAAAAUCCCACAGCUCGACCCUUUCCUGAGAAACCCCCAGUUGUACAACAAUUCCAUCAUGGACGGUGUAUAUUUUGAUGUGAAUGGAGACCUGACAGCCAACUUUGACAUCAUGAACUGGGUGGUGUUUCCCAAUCUGUCUGUUGUUAGAGAGAAAUUUGGGAGCAUUGAAAGGCAGGAAUCCACAGGCCUCAAGUUCACCAUUGACCAGGAUGCCAUUGUGUGGCCCAAACAGCUCAACAAGCCCCUGCCUAAAUCCAGGUGUGUGGAAAGCUGUCGCCCUGGAUUCAUGAAAGUGGCCCAGGAAGGAAAGCCAGGCUGCUGCUUUGACUGUGUUCCCUGUGUGGACGGAACCAUCUCCACCCAGGAAGAUGCAGAACGUUGCGCCAAGUGUCCAGAUGAUCAGCAUCCAAACAAGGGUCAGAUUCAAUGUAUCCUAAAGGUUAUAACCUUCCUCUCUUAUGGAGAAUAUUUGGGCAACAUCUUGGCUUCCUUUGCCCUAUUCUUGUCCUUCACCACAGGCUUUGUGUUAGGAACCUUCAUUAAAUUCCUAGAAACCCCAAUAGUCAAAGCCAACAACCGGGACCUCUCCUACGUCCUCCUCAUCUCCCUCCUGCUUUCCUUCUUGUCCUCCUUCCUCUUCAUGGGCCAGCCAAGGAAAGCCACCUGCCUCUUCCAACAAACGGCCUUCAGCAUCAUCUUCUCAGUCGCGGUUUCUUCUCUCUUGGCCAAGACGGUCACUGUGGUGCUGGCCUUCUUGGCCACAAAGCCAGGAAACAGGGUGAAGAGAUGGCUGGGGAAGAGCUUGGCCAACUCCAUUGUCAUUUCCUGUUCCAGUGUUCAAAUUGUCAUCUGCACCAUCUGGCUGAGCAUCUCCCCACCAUUCCCAGAUUCCGACAUGCACUCCCAGCCUGGACAGAUCAUCCUGAAAUGCAAUGAAGGGUCUGCCUCCAUGUUCUAUGCUGUCCUUGCCUACAUGGGCCUCCUGGCUGCCAUCUGCUUCACGGUGGCCUUCCUGGCUAGGAAGCUUCCUGGGGCCUUCAACGAAGCCAAGCUGAUCACCUUCAGCAUGCUGGUCUUCUGCAGCGUCUGGGUCUCCUUUGUGCCCACCUACCUGAGCACCAAGGGGAAAUACAUGGUGGCCGUGCAGGUCUUCUCCAUCUUGGCCUCCAGUGCUGGGCUGCUGGGCUGCAUCUUCCUUCCCAAGUGCUACAUCAUUAUUCUGAGGCCUGACCUGAAUACAAAGGAGCAUCUAACAUCAAAAACAAAAGCUGUCAUGUGA
Molecule: messenger RNA, 1581 nt
Organism: Elgaria multicarinata webbii
Lineage: Eukaryota; Metazoa; Chordata; Lepidosauria; Squamata; Anguidae
Product: vomeronasal type-2 receptor 26-like
Exons: 5
Coding region: 1-1581 (526 amino acids)
Biological process (GO): G protein-coupled receptor signaling pathway
Cellular component (GO): plasma membrane
Molecular function (GO): G protein-coupled receptor activity
Source: RefSeq, a predicted model, not a curated record